Columba livia (rock pigeon) is the source of this 4282-nucleotide messenger RNA. RefSeq lists its product as uncharacterized. Lineage: Eukaryota; Metazoa; Chordata; Aves; Columbiformes; Columbidae. The coding region runs from base 1 to 834 and encodes 277 amino acids. The record is from RefSeq and is a predicted model, not a curated record. The transcript has 3 exons.
AUGCCCGGUGCCCCCGUACAGGUACUUGGCGCGCGUCACGUGGGGCAGGAUCUGUUUACAAGCGGCGGUGGCGCUGCGGCAACUCAGCGCCGGCCCCGCCCCGCGGCCUCCAGGAGCCCCGCCCCCCGGCCGCGGGAAGCCUUCCCCAUUGGCUGUCGCCGCGGUUUCUCCGGCGGAGGAAGACAGGCGGAACCUCACGUCCCGCCCCGCCCCAUCUCCGCCGGCCACGCUCGCGGUCUCCCGCCCUCCCUCCUCGCGCUCCCGCGGUGGGCGGGGCGGGGCCUUCGAACGUACGACGCGGCCGUUCGGGCGCCGCGCGCUGCACGCCGGGAAGGGCACGUGCCGGUCGGAGCCGUUAGGCUUUGGAGGGCGCGGCUGGUUCGGGCGGUCCGGGGGAGGCGCGGCGGGGCCGGGCUGCUCACCGUGCAGUCGGCCUCCUCUUCCGCCGUGCCUGCGCCGCCGCUCGCCAGGGCACACGGUCUCUGCGGCGGCGCUGGCUUUGGCUGCCGCGGCUCCGGCCUUUCAGCCUGGCUCAAGAGAAUUAAACAUGGAUUCAAAAUUUCUCAUCAGCUAAAGGAUCAGAGUCUUAGUAUUUCAGGUGACAAGGUUUUAGCAACUGAAGAACUACUGGGAAGUGUCUCUGAAGAAAACCUGAGCUGUCUGGAGGGAAGGGAAAUGCUGCCACACUGCUGGCCAGGACAUGACACUUCAGCACAUGAGGAUCCCAUCACUAUCGUGGAAACUAUACACGUGAAACGCGUAGUUAACCUCACCAACAAGGCUGUUGGAAGUAGCAGUUACUCAGCCAGUAAGCUGGAUUAUUACAUUUUAUAGAGCCAAAACCUUUUGAGAGCCACAGGCAUCCUGUCACUAGUGAGCUGAAACGUAAGGUUAGGAAUUUGAUUGAUGUCCUAUUUUUUUUGUAAGAACCCAAUCAAGCACCAGAACUUUUGAGGCAGGAAGUACUUUGAGUCAUUUCUGUCCCUGGGCAGUCUUGAAGCAGCAAUAUUUAAUAAGAUCCUGAAUUAGUAAGCCAGUGAAGAGUAGGUUUGCAAAUUUCUGGGAGUCACUGUGUGCUUUUUCUGCCUUACAGUAUCAUUUCACUGAGCCUGUGUCUGCUGGUUCUCAGAAGUGAUCUCACUUCAGGUUGGUGUUGGGAGAACAAGGAAACUGCAGCACAAAAGGUAGCCUGCCUGGACAGAUCCAUACGUAAUAAAUGCAGAACCAGGCUGAUGAUGGGAUGAAACCCUAUGGAACUGCACAUAUGUACUUACUUGCACAUAUGAGGGGUGGAUUAGUAAUUGCUGAGUGUGUAAGGUUGGGUCCUCUGUGCAUUGAAUAACCUGAACCACUGCAAAGUGAUCUCACCCAGUGCUGCCUAGAUUGUCUUUUAUAUGCUGGUGAUGUGAACAAGAACAGAAAUACUCCUCUAAGUGUUUGUACAAACAUUCCAGCAUCUAGUGUGUGACUCCUGCAACCUGUGGCAGACUGAACUGAAAUUAUACCCUUCUGUGUGUGAAUCUUCAAGCACUUUGAAUAAACUAGCUUUAGUACAAAGCCUUUUUGAGAAAACCUGGUCUCAUCUGUAAAGCCUGAUUUAAAGCUUGAUCAGUUCCAAACAACUGCUGUUGUAACAUGAUUUCUGUCCAAAGACAAGACUAUUGUAUUCUCAGUUAACCAGCUGCACAAUUCCUUACAGUAGUCAAGAUGAAGGGGGAGGAUAUUCAAUACCGUGCUUCAAAGAACCACAGGCUCACAAGUAAUUUUAGGUGUCCUGAAAUUGCUAUUAAAUAUUGUACUUAACACAGCUAUGCUGGACAAGCAUUUUUAAUAGAUUUCUGUUGACAGUAUGAUUCAAAUUUUGAUGUGGGCAAGCCAAAUAGCAAUGCCUGUUUGCUGUUAGUGGGAGUCUUCUUUCUAGCAAAAGUCUUGAGAGUAUUUUUGAGAGUAUGCCUGUGUGAAGUGAGACAAGAAUCUGGAUGCACGGAAGCACCAUUGACUUUGUGAUGGCUUAGUAGCAAUGCAACAUCCACCCAAAAGCAUACUUUCUAGUAAUAGUUGUAUCUGCACUUGGAAUUCUGAAAGUGCCUGCCCUUAACAUCUCUGACAUAAGAAAUUGGGGAUACUUUCCAAGGACAAGGAAUUGCAUUGUACAACAGAACCAGUAUAGCUGCAGUGCAUGUAAUAGCUCAUCUAUUUUAUGGAGGAAAACUGUAUACUUUGCAUAUUUAUGCUGGCUCUAAACUGAAGAAUUUUCUGCAGCCAAAUAUUAUUGCAGUUGUAGAACAUGGCAUUAAUACUGUGUGGUAAGCUUUACAAAUGUAUGAUAAACUGAACAUGUAAUGUAAUCUCUUGCUUACUUCUGAGACGACCCAGUAGUUUAAACAUAAAUCUGUCUUUCCUUGAAAGGAAUAAUUCAUAAAAGUUCAUAUUCUCUGUUUUAACCAAAAAAGUACACUGGCCGCGUUAGAUUUUCUGUUUAAGUGAAAGGUAGAGUGAACUUAAUGGAGUAAGAAUUAUGUUGGUAAUACUCAGGAAUCCCUCUUUGAAACUUGAUAUGAUAGAAAAAAAGAAGUUUCCCAUUUAAACUUGUCACUGUAGUGGGAAAACUCUCAUAAGAAUUUACUAAAUUGCGUGAAAGUUAUCAGAAAUCUCUGUGGUAGAUAAAAAAAACAGUCGCAAUGAGAGAGGCAAUUGGAGCAAUCCUGUCUUGCAGGCUGAGUGAGUUCAGAGUGAUGGUGUUUGCAGCUCUCUUUAGUGGUUUACAAAACAAUUUCUCAACUUGUUUGUUUACAGAAACCAUAUUCUUAAGUGCUCCACCCAAGUGCAUGGGGACAGUGAAAAUGAUCCUGAUGACAGAAAGAACAAUUUGUAGCUUUGAGAAAUAGAGGUUUUUUUAAAGUCCUUGUUUUUUGUCUCAAGCGCAAAAAUACAAUAAAUGCUUAUAAUGUUAAAAAAAAACCUCAAAACAAAACAAACCCUCAAACACCAAAAAACCACAACUUUUUAUCAUGCUUCAUAUAUCAUAAUUACACAAAAAUUAUUUUAUCAAACAGUUCCCCAAACAUGGUAUCUUCUUCAAGGAAAAGAGUGAAAAAGUCCAUAAUAUUUUGAGAUUCCUCAAAAUACUGAUCUAAAAAAGUUUACUUGGCUCUAAAUACAGUGUACUGAGCUGUACAGCAAUAUCAAGACAGUAGUGGAGCAUAGGAAGAUAUUAUUCAAGGAAAGAGGAAGCAAUAUGUUUAGCCACAUCCACAAUUCAACUUAUUUGAGAACAUUGUAAGUAGACAGGGAAGCCACAAACCACAGAACAAGCAUUGAGUUAUAACAGACAAUAUACCUACAUGAAUCUAAAAAAAGGAAAUUAUAGUUCCUGUGACAGUGACUACAGUCUGCCUUCUGAUUAAUCAGUGGAACAUAUGACCAGAAUACAGUUCAGAUGUUUUUAAGUAGCCUUACAUGUUCCAAACUCUCUGUCCCUCAUAUACUGAUGAAAGGGUCUAUAGCCUGACAAUCAUGGUCUGUCUGCAAGAUCACACCAGGCCUAUACUAAAAUAAUUUGAAUGUAGGGAGAAAGAUUGACCUGAAGAAAUCUGGAUUACGUUUUGAGUGAAAAAAGUGGGUUGAAGACCACUUAGCUUUUGACCACUGUAUUGGGUUUAUGUGGGCUUUGGUAGUGGGGCAAGCUGCAGGGGUGACAUCUGUGAGAAAUGGCAGGAAGCUGCCCCCAUGUCCAACAGAGCUGGUUCCAGCCAUUUCCAAGAGGGACCCACUGCUAGCCAAGGCUGAGCCCAGCAGUGACAGCGGUAGUGCCUCUGUCAUAAUGUAUUUAAGGAAUGACAAAAACUGGCGCACAACCAGCCAGGAGGGAGGAGUGAGAAUAUGUGAGAGAAACAGCUCUGCAGACACCAAGGUCAGUGAGAAGGAGGGCAGGAGACUCUCCUGCAGCCCAUGGUGCAACCCAUAGUCAGGCCAGCUGUCCCCUGUGGCCCAUGGAGGUCCAUGGUGGAAGAGAUACCUGCCUGCGGCUCACGCACCCCCUGCUGGAGCAGGGUAAGACCAUGAGGAGAAAGGAGUGGCAGAGGCGUGUUAUGGACUGACCACGACCCCCAUCCCCUGUCCCCGUGCGCCACUUGGGAGGAGGAGGUAGAGAAAUCAGGAGUGAAGUUGAGCCCGGGAAGAAGGGAGGAGUGGAGGAAAGGUGCCUCUACAGCUGUUUUUAUUUCUCAUUAUCCUGCUCUCAUUUGAUUGGCAAUAAAUUAAAAUAAUUUCCCAAAGUCAA